Messenger RNA from Hippocampus zosterae (dwarf seahorse), 1697 nucleotides. RefSeq lists its product as uncharacterized. The coding region runs from base 422 to 1375 and encodes 317 amino acids. The transcript is spliced from 2 exons. NCBI's taxonomy places the organism in Eukaryota, Metazoa, Chordata, Actinopteri, Syngnathiformes, Syngnathidae. The record is from RefSeq and is a predicted model, not a curated record.
UGUAACGGAGUGAUACAUUGCGUUUAUUAAAUUAUGACGGAAGUGACGCAACAGCGCACGGUAUGGCACCAGCUUCCCGCCGUAGUUCAGGCAGAGCUACCAGGGAAGUCACAGGGUAAGUCAGCCUCCAGGGAAAAGCCACAUCCUAGUGUCUGGUAUUCUUGAAGCGGCAGCGACGUGGAGCUCGAGACCAUCAUAGUUGUGACCCCCGUCACAUUGGUGCCGUGACCCGUCGAUCACAAGUUGACUCUCCACUUCGGACUGGGACCACGACGCUGUGCCGCUUCUUCAUAUCACUAGGUGGACACUGUGUGCUCAUGUUCUGCAAUUAGUGUGUUCUCGUCUCAACUGCUGUUUUACAAUUGGUGUACUUUACUGCAAAUUUUUUUUCUCUUACUCUGUUUUUUUGUGAAGUCUCAAGAUGAGGUCCUUGCAAGGAACAUUUAGCACGCCUUUGAAUAAGUGUGUUGGUAGAGGUAGAGGGAUCCCGACCGUGUUGCAGUUUAGUAGCCCUGUACAGAGUGGUGUAGUUCGUGCAGAGGGGAAUGGGCGGGUUCUAGCUGAGGCCACUUCAGUUAGUGGGGACAGAGUUCCUUCCCAGACCCAGUGCAGUGUUCCUACGACAAGCGCACAAGCUACUGAUUUCGCGACGACAGAUCCCUUUCCCCCGUCACCUGACAUAGUUGGUCAGAUGAGUGACAUAAUAAGACAUGUUGGCCAGCAGCUGGCAGAUAGCAUUGUUGCACAACUCAGUCCUACACAUAACGUCGCCACGCAUAAGAACUCAGUCUUACAUGACAUGGCCGUUGACACAUCCGCACGAAGCCUUGACUCAUCACAAGUUCUGCUCGUGCCGCACAGGAAAGUUCGGGAACCUCCAGCUUUCAAGGGGGAUGACACUGAUACAGUUAAUGUGCAUGAGUGGGAAGACCUAAUGAGGAAUUACAUGAGGAGAGCAAAUGUAGCCCCUGAGCAUCAGGCAGGGGAAAUCCUCAUGAACCUCAGGGGUAGAGCUAAAGAUGUUGUUAAAGUUAGCACAAGAAACGGUGCAGUUGAUGUUUCCCAGAACCCAGAUGCCAUCUAUGGCCUUCUUCGUAAACAUUUUGCGACUGUCCCAUGUUCACCUCUCCCUCUAGCGGAUUUUUACACUACGCUCCCCGAGAAUGAUGAGGGCGCAUAUGACUAUUGGUUGAGGAUUAACAAUGCAGCUGAGAUUGCCGCUGACCGUCUCCGAGAACAGGGCAGAGAUGUGGACUGUUCUUCUCUUGAUGUAACACGGAUGUUUAUCAAGAAUUGCCCAUCCAACGAUCUUUCCAUGACAUUCAGGUCGAAAACAAUAGUGGUCGGCAGUCGAGGUCCAGGCUAUACUGGAUGAGUACCAGACAGAGAUGAGUUCAAGGACCUCUGCAUCAGCUGUGGUGAGCAGGAAGCCCGCUGAGCAUGUUUAUAUGAACAAAGUUGAGAUGCUGCCGAACACAGCGAGCAAAGAUGACGGUCGGAUAGCCCACCCAGCCAGGGCGCCCGACUCCGCGGCUCUUGAGCGUGUCAUUUCCAUGCUGGAGAGAGUUUUGCUGCAAGGAGCUAAUCCUUCCUCCACCUCUGCCGCUGGUAGACGUAGGCCAAGGCUCCCUAUGGUUGAAGGUUUGAAUAUUCUCCCAUGUGCUGUCUGCGCUAACCCCGACCACUCUGCGCUCGUU